Molecule: messenger RNA, 609 nt
Organism: Trypanosoma grayi
Lineage: Eukaryota; Euglenozoa; Kinetoplastea; Trypanosomatida; Trypanosomatidae
Exons: 1
Coding region: 1-609 (202 amino acids)
Molecular function (GO): protein binding
Source: RefSeq, a predicted model, not a curated record
AUGAGUCAGGCGCAAGAGGCGGAGCCCCUGCUACAGGACGAAGAGUAUGAGCGAUGCUUGAGUGGGGCACAGGCCGCCAAGGAUGAAGGAAACGCCGCCGUGAAAGUGGGGAAGCUGCGCGAGGCCUCGUUUCACUACAAGAAGGCGUCUCUGUUAUUGUCGGGCUGCGCUCCUACCGGGGGCAACCUGGAGAAGGACAGCUUCUUGUGCAUGCUGACAAAACAAAGGCGCGCAGCCACGCAGUUUCCACUCAGUCAAGAGCGUUUGGCCGAAUUCACCAAUCUCAAUGCCGCCGUGCAGAACAACUUAGCACUUGUACAUUUGAAACUUGGCCGCUAUGCGAAAGGGGUGGAAUGCGCGACGAGUGUCCUCGCACUGCCUGGACACGGCUCCGACGCAAAGGCGCUGUUGCGUCGCGCUAGCUGUUACCUGCGUCUUGGCAAAACGGCGGAGGCGGUGGCGGACGUCGAUGCGGUGGAGAGUAACGCGCGGGCGACGGGGGUGCCGCCGGACACCGAAGUGGCCAAUUUGCGCGAGGAAAUACGCUUGGCGAAGGAGGAGGCGAAGGUGAAGGAGCGCGAGAUGUGCCGGAAGAUGUUUGUGUCUUAA